AUGCUGCUGGUCACCCAUGCGAGUCCGCCAGAUGCUGGCUGCUGCCUGUCCAUCCAUCCAACAUCUAUAGCCGCAUGGUUAAUAUGCCUAAUCACUGCUGGAUGCAACCGCUCACCCUUGCAUGUCCUUCCCUGGUACGGCUAUUCCGCUUACCCCCCUACUACUGCAAUACCAGAAGUUGGAGCGGAACCAGGGGAAGUGCAACCUGGCGAGCAGGAGGAGGUGGUCGGCACCAGGCCGACCGUGGUGACGCAUCUGGAACAGGCUGCUGUGGUCAUUACCCUAGGCACGCGGCCACAACCCAACCUGGAGCUGCGUGUGCGGUUAGUGGACCCCGGUGCUGAUGCUGAGGCUGGCGACAGCAGCAACAGUCCCACAGCAGGUGCCGUCACGGGUGUCGUACCCCUGCACUCGAAGGAGGAGGAGGUCAGCGGCAGUGGCAGCGGCAGUGCGGGUGGUGCUCCUCCCUGUACUGGUAGCAAUGUGGUGGAGCUGUCCUCGGUGGUACGCGGCAAGGGCACCUUUGGUCGAGUGGUGGAAGGUACUUACCGGGGACAGCGAGUGUCUGUGAAGCUUCUGGCCAGCAACGGGCCCUGGGGUUGCCCCAUCGAGGCCUUUGCCUCCAGCUUUGCGCAGGAAGUGCAGGUGCUGAGCCGCUGUUAUCACCCAAAUGUUGUGCGAUUGCUGGCGGCCUGUGUGGAGUCGCCGCGGCUAUGUUUGGUUCUGGAGCUUAUGGAGACUUCUCUGGAUUGCCUUAUGUACGGAGACCCGACAGCCCCGCCAAUGCCGCUGCCGAAGGUGCUUCAUAUCGCCAUAUCCAUUGCCAACGCGCUGGCCUACCUGCACCCCACCAUCACUCACCGAGACCUCAAGCCUGCCAACGUGCUGCUCAACGACCCCCACAGCGACCGGCCCACAGUUAAGCUUGCGGACUUUGGGCUGUCGCGGCUUCGUGUGACGGUGGCUCCAACGGAGCAUCCGAAUGCGGGCACGCCCGCGUACAUGGCACCGGAGUGCUUCGACUUGCAAAACCGUCAGGUCACACAUAAAGCGGACAUGUUCGCGCUGGGUGUGCUGCUGUGGGAGAUGCUGGCCUGCGAGAGGCCCUGGCCUGGAAUGAGCCCGCUGGAAAUCGGCCUGCUGGUAGCGUUCAACGGUAUGCGCCUUUCCCUGGAUGAACUCCUGGCCUCCGAGCGCUGCCCAUCCAAGCUGGGUCGUCUGCUGCUAGCCUGCUGGGAGACGGAUCCUGACCGGCGGCCAGCGGCUGCAGAGGCAAGCAAGGAGCUGGCGUUGAUCCUGCAACUUCAGCAGCAACCGCAGGAACAGCAGCUGCAGCCACCAUCCCUGGUCAACCCGCCUGCCCUGCAGCAAGCUCGGCAGCUUCAAUGCAAUCAGCAGCUGGCGCGCGGACCGCAGCAGUCCAAUGUCCGGGCACAGCUCACGGAUACCAGCGAGGUGGACCUUUGGGGUGAUCCCUCAUCUUCCAAUUCAUUCCCACAAACAGGAGGAGCAGCUCGAGGAGCAGCAGCAGCAGUGGCCUAG
Molecule: messenger RNA, 1542 nt
Organism: Volvox carteri f. nagariensis
Lineage: Eukaryota; Viridiplantae; Chlorophyta; Chlorophyceae; Chlamydomonadales; Volvocaceae
Exons: 11
Coding region: 1-1542 (513 amino acids)
Biological process (GO): protein phosphorylation
Molecular function (GO): ATP binding; protein kinase activity
Source: RefSeq, a predicted model, not a curated record